Molecule: messenger RNA, 498 nt
Organism: Hyaloscypha bicolor E
Lineage: Eukaryota; Fungi; Ascomycota; Leotiomycetes; Helotiales; Hyaloscyphaceae
Exons: 2
Coding region: 121-297 (58 amino acids)
Source: RefSeq, a predicted model, not a curated record
GCUGCUUGAUCGUUUGUACUUCGUGUAGUUGAUCGAUGGAGAUGGUGGUGGUAGAGAAAUUUCGGCGCGAGGGGACGGUGAGUAGCAAGGGUUGAGGUUGAGAUGCAGAGAUCGAUAACCAUGACUGUCGUCUACGGCAUUCAGGGCCUCAACGGCGAAGAAAGGGGAACAGCGGGUAAUUCAGGUAUCGCAGGCUCAGUUCCAGAGAUCUCACCUGUUUUGAGGGUUUGGAGAAGUUUGACAGGAAACCAUUCUGAUGCACACUCUGAUCUUCCGUGGAUCGCAGCCUGCGAGUGAGCUGCAACAAGCUUUGACGUUUACGAGAGUUCCAACAUGAUCGGGUAGCGAUUGUUACAGAAAGGACAAAGCUUGGGCAGGAGUGCCGUCUUUCUUCUCAGGUGAAGAUGUGGCUGGUCACUCUCGUAUUGCAUAAGCUGAGACAAGAAAUACCUGCCUAACCUGAAUCUCAAGGCGGACUCGAGAAUCUGACGACUUGAA